Molecule: messenger RNA, 6533 nt
Organism: Cuscuta europaea
Lineage: Eukaryota; Viridiplantae; Streptophyta; Magnoliopsida; Solanales; Convolvulaceae
Source: the annotation of a GenBank genome assembly
GGAGAACGAAAGAGCUCUCACUAGUUCGGCAUUGAAAAUUCUCCUCCUUCUCUCUAGGAAUAUUUCGACCGAGAUACUCCUGGACAGUUCGAACAACCUAAGCUCAUACUUACCACGAUUGAAACUUGAAUUUUCUUGGAUCCUCUUGCUCGGAAUUCAUCAUAGUAUCAUAAUCCAUACUUGGUUGUUGAUACUUGGUGUUUUUUGAACGAUCUGAAGCCAGAAAACCAAGUUUGAGUUUACAGAAUUAUUGUUCACGAAGUUCAAAAAACCAGAAUUACAUUUUGGAUCAUAACUCAAGAGUUUGUGAUUGGAUUCGUUAAAGGAGAGUUGCUUGGGGUUCUCCAUCACCUGGCGCACCUCCCCACCCUUCUCCGGUCACCUGGGAGCGCCGCCGUACCGGAGAAACGAACUAGCCGUUAGGCGCAGUUACUGUACACCGGCGGGGACUGUUUUACAGUUUCCGGCCGCCUACGACGUCCAAUCCAAAUUCUGAGCACACCUCGGAGGUCGCCUGGUUGAGGUGGUCAUUUUGGCACCGGUUUUGCUACCUAUAAAGCUGGAAAAUUUUUGAAGCUACUGUACAUGGCAUUGUUCAUCUGCGCAGGUAUGUACUAGUUAACAAUUUUUUCUUCAGUUUUUGUAGGUACCAGGUGCAAACGAAAUACAUAGCGAUGAUCUCCAUCUUGAGGAGAUCAACAUAUUGUAUGUUGGGAUUUUUCUGAGCACUUUGGUUCGUGGAUGGUACUGUUCAUCAUCUUCUUCGUUGAGCUCCGGCCAUGACCAAGAAGACUAAGCAGCACCGGACCCCACCGAUCAAAGAUAAGCAAUUUGAUGACAAGGUGAGAGACCUUUUGGCCAAGAAAGCAGCAAUGGAAGCGGGGAAACUGAAAAAUAAUUCCACUAUGAAGGAGGGUAUCCCUUCUUCGGACCCAAUCUUUUCAAACUCCUCAGGAGCUUUUGCCGCGGCACGAAAGUCAACAGCUUCCACUCCGGCCACGGCUUCCACUCCUGCCGCGGCAUCCGAGGCUACAGGGGGACAUCAACACAUUACCGCGGCAUCAACCAAGGGCACGACAUCGCUGGGGUCAUUUGCGGAAAAACUGCUGGGGCUGGAUUCCAAGUCCUCUAAUGCCGCGGCAUCCAAUGAACUGUCCCUUGUGAUCAAACCCAAUGUCAACAUGGAUGCUCCCAUCAUUGAGACAUCUGAUGAGAAUAGUCCUCAUGCAUGUGAGGAACCUGAGGGGUCUAUCUCCCUUGGGUCCCAAGACACUGAAUCAGUUGAAGAAGGAGAGGAUUUUGAAAGAGAGCCUUUGACUUAUGCUUCUUUAUUUCGGGACAACCGAGCACCUUCAAACGGCCUAAAGCUUGAGUACUUUCCUCCUUCGGGGGAAAAGCUGGAUUUUUCUCAUCUCGAGGUGCCUACCCUAAUUGAGAUUUGGGGUUACUGUUUGGUGGGCCAUUUCUCUGGUCGUUUUCCGGGUAUGAAGGCUAUACUUGACAUGAUCAAGAAAUGGGGUGUGAGAGUGGAUGUAAAAUCCCAUAGCAAAGGAUGGGUGGUUUUCAAAUUCAAAACUGAAGAGGAUCGUCUCAAAGUGCUAACCGAGGGCCCUUACGUCCUAUUUGGGAAAACCAUGUUCUUGAAAGUACUUUGAGAUGAUUUUAGCUUCGAGAGUGAGGAAUUCUUGAAGGUCCCUACUUGGGUCAAGUUUCUGAAUCUACACCUUAGACUUUGGAGAGCUACGGAGAUUGGUAAAAUAGCAUCUCAAGUUGGGGUACCUAUCACUACGGAUAAGGUAACCCAAGACAUGACUUUCACUAAGUAUGCUCGGGUCCUUAUUGAGGUAGACGCUUCAAAGCCCUCGGUUAUGAAUUUCCCUAUUGUCCCCCCUUCGGGCAAAGAGUAUGUUCAAAAGGUUUUGUAUGAGACUUAUCCGGAAUAUUGCUACCAUUGUAAAAGCUUUGGCCAUAACCCGUUUGAAUGUUAGGUACUAUAUCCACAUUUGGCAACUAUCAAGGUUGCCACGGCUAAAGGCAAAGGGACAGAUGCCACGACUAGGGGCAAAGGGACACAUGCCGCGGCUUUGGUGAAUGGCAAGGAGGGUACGGUGCUUGAUAAAGGCAAAGGCAUAGCGGUGGAUCUAGAACCACCCUUUAAGGAGGUGACUCGAAAGAAGGGCAAGGCUAAGGGGAAACCACAACUUGUACAAGACAUUGCUUCAUCGUCCAAUGGCAACCAACUAAUGCUUACGGUGUCCAACCAUGGAGUUAGUAUUGCGAAAGAGCUACUUGGUCCUUCCUUGACUAUUAAGCCGAGACCUAGUGUGAAAUUUUCCAAGGAAGACCACAAGUUGAUGGUAAUUACCAAAGACAAGGAGGGAAAGGAAAUCUUGAAGGAUAUGCCGCGGGGUUAUGUGAUUAGGAGCAUGUACGAGAUGGAUCCCAAGGACAUAGUAACCGGUGUUUUCAUGGAUGACAAGGGAAGGCCUCUCGCUACUACUAUUGACCUUGAUGAGCUUCCGGAUGGAGAGACUUUGAUCAAAGUAGGGGCUGAUCUCAAACCGGUGACUAAUGAAGAUGCCCUGGGCGUGUACUUCACGCACACUGGUAUUUUGAAGAUGCCGGGGGUUAAGCGCAAUGGCACUUGGUAUGAUUUCGAUCCUAAAAUCUUUAUUGCUAACGUUUUAUCUUUCUUUGAUCCUUGUAGUAGGAAUAAUGUGAGCUACUACAAAGAACUCCUAAGGAGAGAGCGUAGAAGUGCAAGGAAGGCGGCUGCCGUGGGUGGAGGAUCUACCACGGAUCUCUAUCUUUCUUAAUGACGAAGUUUUUGGUAUGGAAUGUUAGAGGCCUAAACAAGGUCUCUAAACAUAAUCUAAUUAGCUCUUAUAUUAAAUUGAAUAAUGUUUGCUUGGUUUGUUUUUUGGAAACUAAAAUGACGUUGGCCGCGUUUAAUAAUUAUAUUUUAAACAAAUGGCCGGAUUGGACUUUUGAGAAUAAUUUUGAUCUAAUUGGUGGGGGACGCAUGGCAAUCAUGUGGAACCCAAAUCUAAUAAAUUGUGUAUUUUUGGAUAAAGAUAAGCAAUUUAUGCAUGCUAGAUGUACUUGUUGUAUCACGCAAACAUCUUUUUUGACUACUUUUGUAUAUCCUUUGUAUACGGUCCUUGAAAGAAAGACCUUGUGGGAUCAUUUAACCUUGGUUGGAGACCUUUUGGUUGAACCUUGGAUUAUUUGUGGUGAUUUUAAUUGCAUUGCCGCGCCUAAUGAAACGGUGGGUCCUACCCCCCCUACGGCGUAUGUUAUGCAACACCUUUUUGACUUUAAAGUCUCGGCUAGCCUACAAGAUGCACCCUCCACAGGAGAGUUCUUUACAUGGAACAAAGGUGCACUUUGGGCUAAUCUAGACCGUGUAUUGAUCAAUGAUGUUUGGGAAAUCAAUAACAUAAGGUGUACGGCCCAUUUCCACGAAAUGGAGGUUGAGUUUGACCAUACGGCCUCCGUUGUGUCAAUACUCCUUAAUUCCUCUCCAAGGCCUAAACCUUUUAAAAAUUUUAAUAUGUGGAUUACGCAUCAUGACUUUGCUAAUUUAGUAGCGCAGCAUUGGAAUCAAGAGAUUGAAGGUACGACACAAUUUUCCAUGGUGAGGAAACUAAAGUUGCUAAAAAGGCCACUUAAGAACCUUAACGCCAAGGAUUUUGGCCAUAUCCCCAAUAAAGCUAAAGUGGCAAAGGAGGAAUUUAAAAGAAUUCACAAGCUUUUCCUCCAAAAUCCCUUGGAUGAGGGUCUCCAAAGCCAAUUAGAGGAAGCUACCAAGAGGGCUAGGUUCCUUAGUGAGGCCAAAUGCAGUUUUUUCCAACAAAAGGCAAAGGCGACUCACAUCCUAGAAGCGGAUAAGGGGACAAGGUAUUUUCAUGCAAUUGUGAAGCGGAAGACCACAAAGAAUACUAUAGCGGCUAGUACUCUUGAGGAUGGGAGCCGCACCACUUCUUUGGAGCAAGUCGGUAAUGAAUUCGUUAAUUUUUUUGUAGAUUUAUUUGGCUCCGUUGGGGAAACCCAACCUAUAGACCCAAUGAUUUUGAAUUCUGGCCCAAAAAUUGAACCUAGUGUUCAUGAAAGCCUCAUUGCCCCUGUUGAGACAAAAGAUAUCAAAUAUGCGCUAUUUGAUAUAGGGGAUGAUAAGGCGUCGGGGCCGGAUGGAUAUUCCUCCGCUUUUUUUAAAGCAAAUUGGAAUAUUGUGGGUGAUGAUUUAGUACGGGCUACUGAGGAUUUUUUUCGUUCGGGAAAGUUAUUAAAGCAAAUUAACCAUACGGUUAUUGCACUUAUCCCCAAGACGACUCACUCUCCUAAGGUCUCGGAUUUUAGACCGAUUUCGUGCACUAAUGUGUUGUAUAAAGUCAUUACGAAGAUUCUUGCCGCUAGACUCAUACCAUGCCUACCGGGUUUGAUUGACCUAGCCCAAGGAGCUUUUGUUGACGGCCGCCUCAUGUUUGAUAACAUAUUCCUUGCCCAGGAACUUGUUAGAGGAUACAUGAGGAAGCGAAUCUCACCUCGAUGUAUGAUCAAGGUGGAUUUGCGUAAGGCCUAUGACACUAUCUCAUGGGAUUUUCUUCAGAAUGUUUUGCAGGGUUUGAGCUUCCCGGAAAAAUUUAUUGCUUGGAUUAUGGAAUGUGUAACAACUGCAUCCUUUUCGGUAUCCUUAAACGGGUUGUUAUAUGGUUUUUUCAAAGGAAAAAGAGGAAUUAGACAAGGAGACCCGAUGUCCCCUUUGCUAUUUGUUAUGUGCUUGGAAUAUUUUUCUAGCAUGAUUAAUUUGAAAACCAAAGGGCCCAAUUUUAAUUUCCAUCCCCAAUGUGCUUCACUUGGUAUUUCCCAUCUAGCCUAUGCAGAUGAUCUUAUUCUUUUCUCUAGGGGCGACAUUUUUUCAAUUGAAAUCUUAGUCAAUGCUCUUAAAGAAUUCAGGGAUGCAUCUGGCUUAAUGGUGAAUAAGGACAAAUCGAAUAUUUUCGUGGGGGGAAUUAAAGAUAACGAUCUAAGGGAGAUCAUGGCCCUUGUGGAUUUUGGGCGUGGCCAAUUCCCGGUGAAAUACCUUGGAAUCCCACUUGCCCCACUUAAUAUUUCGGUUGCACAAUAUGCACCUUUAAUCGAUUCCAUCUCUGAUUGUCUUAUUGUGUGGAACACUAAGACCCUUUCCUAUGGCGGAAAAUUAGAGCUGAUAAGAUCGGUUAUCCAAGGGGUACAAUCUUUUUUGCUCCAAGUUUUCCCGGUCCCCCAAACCAUCCUUGAUAGGAUUGUUUCUAUUUGUCGUAUCUUUUUAUGGGGUGGGAAAUAUUCUAAAGUGGCUUGGGGUGACAUUUGCCUUCCAAGAGAGGAGGGGGGCCUUGGCAUUCAUAAUGCCAAGAUUUGGAACCAUGCCCUCCUUGCUCGCACACUUUGGGAUGUCCAUAGAAAGAAGGACACCUUAUGGGUUAGGUGGGUCAAUGGGAUCUACCUCAAAGGUAGGAGUGUGUGGGAUUUUAUCCCACACAAUCGUGACUCAAUGUUCAUGAAGAAGUUGAGCCACAUCCGAGACCGAAUUGUGGGAUGCUUUAAUAAUUUAAAUGAUACUAUCUUGGGACUUAAUGCAAGAUCUUUUAAUGGGAAGCUUAUCUCCGGAAAAAAUUAUGAUCUUCUAAGAAUUAAAGGGGAACCUAGGACUUGGAUGAGUUUCAUUUGGAAAUCAUAUAUCCCUCCCAAGUUCUCCUUUAAUGUUUGGCUUGCUUUCCGGAAUAGGUUACCGACUCAGGAUAAUCUUGAAUAUUUGCAUAUUGUUAAUAGAUGUGACCCGUGCAAGGGUGGAUUGGAAACAAUACCACACCUAUUCUUUAUUUGCCCUUUUUCUUGUAGGAUUUGGGAACAAGUGAAGAACUGGCUAGGAAUGACGCAUCAAAUGACUACAGUUUGGAGCUCGGUCAAAUGGAUCCUUAAGGAGAACAAGGGAUCUAAGUUGAAAGGGAAAGCGGUUCGAAUUGCCUUUUGUGCUACUAUAUACCACAUUUGGCAAGCUCGGAACGCUAACCGAUUUGAUGAUGUAUGUAAAAGGGAAGAUGAAGUCAUUGCAAAGAUCAAACACGUGGUGUAUAAGAUAAUCUUCAACAUAUACCCGCGUGAGAUGGUCAAAUUUUGAGAGAUGGACUUCGCCUACAAAUUCUGAUGCCGCGGCAUGAUGUCUUUGGAGCCCGAGUUGAUGUGUCUUGCAUCACAUUUGUAACUUUGGAUGUCUUGGUUUAAGGGAGUGUGUGUAUUAACCUCCUUAACCAUAGCGUAAUUUUUGGUCUUGAUGUGAUCUGUGUGCGUGCUUCAUGCAACACCGAUUUAUUUUUUCUUUUUGGGGCAUUUAGUAUCUAUACUUAGGCCCCUUUUUGAUUUUGAUUUUGGAAUAGAUCGAAUAAAAACCUCUCCUUACCCCUACUUUUUGUAGGGGUGGGAGGGGGGGUUAGGAGAUCUAGAACCCAUGAUGUAUAGUUUCUUUUGGGUGUUAAUAUAAAUUUACAUUUCAU